AUGUUAGAGAUGACCAAAAAUCUAGAUUGUAUCCCGUACGAUGUUUUCUACCAAGUGGCAUCCACCCUGGACUGUCAUGACUUCAUACAUCUCAGCCGGGUGAAUCGAAGCCUGAAUGCCUUGAUGCGAAACGAAUCGCUGGCACGGAAGACAGUCGAGAACCACCUCCUCCAUACCAAGGAAGGGCAACAAGCAAGUGAGAACAAGUCUGGAUACCGCCACGCACUGGGGCGUCUCUAUGACAUUAAGGAAGCAGUGGCAACCGCAGAUCCGUAUUCCGCCUCGAUUAUCGGCUACGGGAGCGCCUUUCUCUACAGCGGCGGUGCGCUGUGCUACGUGUUCAACGACGAGAUCCGCGCGUUGGAUGUCCAUGGGGCCAGCCAAGUCGAGCAUGUCCUGAAUCUGCACGCGGUCCUGUCGCGCGUGAUCCCGGGCUGCGACCCGACCGAAGACGCAACCCAACUGUCGCUGAUGAACUACAGCCAUGGCGUGCUGGCCAUUGCCGUGGACAUUGUCGAACGACGGGAGACCUGGCUCCUGGCGGUGGAUAUGCGGCGAAAGACGGAAGGGGGAAAGGGGCGAUUGCGCCUGCGCCGCCAACUCGAGAACAAACAGCGAUUAUUCGUGCGACACAACCAAUCUUACCUCUACUACGGGACCCACUCCGGCGCGGGCUACCAUGGCUAUAAGCAAUGGAUCGUCAACUGCGUCGAGCUGGCGACGGGCAAACAGACGAACGAGACCCCGGUGCAACUGCACAAUUUCGCCGGCAACGAAAUCGGACAAACAGUGUGUUUUGAUAUCCACCAGGACCAUCUGUACGCCGUGUCGACGCAGGCGUCGUUCGAGAUGGAAGAGGUCGACUGGACAUCCUUCUACGUUUGGGUCUGCGUGGCCCCCACCGACAAUACGAAGCGCGUGACACUGAACCGGACCUGGCGCCGCCAGCAUCGGGAAGGCCCCAUUAAUGACUCGUGGUCGGAUAUCUCGCUGCGACACGAUGAGGCCACCCAACAGCUGAUCAUCCUGGAAUGUCGCCGCGAGUGGCACAAGGGCGGCAGUGAGAACAUUCGCACAUACUACGUGCAGCCGCUCCCAUCGCCCAGCGAGAUCAUCCACAGUAAGCACCAGGGCGAAGCCUUCCGUCCCGUCUCUCUGCCGGACGAACCGUUGACCAAAACCCUGGACUCGUCCAGCAAACCGAACUACGAACGCCCCCGCAAGCGCCUCCGCCGACACUAUCACCCCGAAUACCCCUUGGGCGGCGGCGACGACCCUGUGCCCCGGCGGGACUUCAUCUUGAACCGCACCAAGCUCCGCACUUACAACCUGUGCGCCUCAACCUUCAUCGAUCUCGUCAACGACCCCUGCCCUACCCCCGGCAGCCUAAUUCCGCACGACCGCUUACGGCUGCGCAUGGUGUCGCGCAAGCGCAAGUGCCCGAUCGAUGAGGCGGGCGAAGAAGGGCCCCCGAACCGGCUCUAUCGUCCGGAGAUUACGGAAGACGACCAGGACGGUGAUGGACCACCUGCGGACGGCAGUGACGAGCGCUUCGCAUCCCGCGGCAUCCGCCUCUGGCCGCCUGACAACGCGCCGCCUGAGUUGGCCCAACUGCUCUGCCCCUCCAAGCGCACCGGCAAGGUCGAGGCCAUGGCGGACGAACGGACCAUCAUCUACACCGUGAACCAGGAGGGCCUGCGCUCCGACCUUCAGGCGAUCAUCCUCAUCAACUUCGAUCCGGCGCUGCGACUGCCCGGUCUGCGGCGCUUGGACAUGUCCGGCACGCCUGAAACCCAACCGACGGGCACUGAACAACCGCAGAUACCACCCAUGUUCAAUCCUCCCACGCGCGCAGGGCGAACCACAAGGAGCCAUCUGUCCGGGAGGAACGGGCGAUGCACUUGCACAUCCAACGUGGAUACUGGCUCCGAUAGAUGA
Molecule: messenger RNA, 1938 nt
Organism: Aspergillus nomiae NRRL 13137
Lineage: Eukaryota; Fungi; Ascomycota; Eurotiomycetes; Eurotiales; Aspergillaceae
Gene: fbx15
Product: F-box domain protein
Exons: 2
Coding region: 1-1938 (645 amino acids)
Molecular function (GO): protein binding
Source: RefSeq, a predicted model, not a curated record